UCGUACAGCGGGCACCCGAGUGCCAAGCCAGCAACUUAUAAGAUCACCCCACGUGGCUUUAGCUGAGUCUCUUUAAACCGGGGCCGGAUGUGCCCUCUCCUCCUCAGGCAGCCACCAAUCACAGGCGGCUCGGCGAGCUCUGCUGACGCCAGUUCCUUUGUGUCUAGCCGGCAGGCUUGAAGAAGAAUUCUGACACAAGCUGCUGGAGUUCAGGCGCCGGUCCCUUUAAAUCAGCGCCGAGUGUCGGUGGGAGGCGGUACACGAUGCCCUUUGACUUCAGGAGGUUUGACAUCUACCGGAAGGUGCCCAAAGAUCUCACACAACCAACUUACACUGGAGCCAUCAUUUCCAUCUGCUGCUGUCUCUUCAUCACCUUUCUGUUCUUGUCUGAGCUGACUGGGUUUAUUGCCAGUGAAGUUGUUAAUGAACUAUAUGUAGAUGAUCCUGAUAAGGAGAGUGGAGGAAAAAUAGAUGUUAGCCUGAAUGUCAGCUUGCCCCACCUCAACUGUGACUUGGUGGGCCUGGAUAUUCAGGAUGAAAUGGGCAGACAUGAAGUUGGGCAUAUUGAUAAUUCCAUGAAAAUUCCCCUCAAUAAUGGCAAUGGUUGCCGGUUUGAAGGACAGUUUACCAUAAACAAGGUGCCUGGUAACUUCCAUGUGUCCACACACAGUGCCACAGCUCAGCCACAGAACCCUGACAUGAGUCACUUCAUUCAUAAGCUAAGUUUUGGGGACAGUUUGCAGAUUACACACAUUCAUGGUGCCUUCAAUGCUCUGGGUGGAGCAGACCGACUGGCUUCCAACCCUCUGGCCUCUCAUGACUACAUCUUAAAGAUAGUACCAACUGUGUAUGAAGACCUUAGUGGAAAGCAGAAGUUUUCAUACCAGUAUACUGUAGCUAAUAAGGAAUAUGUUGCAUACAGUCACACGGGUCGAAUUAUUCCCGCCAUCUGGUUCCGGUAUGACCUCAGCCCCAUCACAGUGAAAUACACAGAGCGGCGACAACCGAUGUAUCGAUUUAUAACCACGGUCUGUGCCAUUAUUGGAGGAACAUUCACUGUAGCUGGGAUAUUGGACUCUUGUAUUUUCACUGCCUCUGAAGCCUGGAAGAAGAUCCAGCUUGGAAAAAUGCAGUAGGAACUGUUCGAGUUCCCGACAUCAUCCAAAAAGCAUGAAGAAGAGUGGAAGACUUUAAAAAGAGUAUUGAGUCAUUAGGAAAUUGCUAUUUUUAUUAUGUGUAACAAAGACCUAAAUAUACAAAAAUAUGUUGAAUAUAUCAUGACAAGUCUGGUCAGGCCUUUUAGGAUUCCUAGCAAUGAUCUGAAGAGUAGGAGUUACAUAUAUUGUAUGUUCAUAAAUUAAA
Nanorana parkeri is the source of this 1362-nucleotide messenger RNA. It is a transcript of the gene ERGIC1, whose product is annotated as endoplasmic reticulum-golgi intermediate compartment 1. The transcript is spliced from 10 exons. Gene Ontology annotation, cellular component: endoplasmic reticulum; endoplasmic reticulum membrane; Golgi membrane. Gene Ontology annotation, biological process: endoplasmic reticulum to Golgi vesicle-mediated transport; retrograde vesicle-mediated transport, Golgi to endoplasmic reticulum. Lineage: Eukaryota; Metazoa; Chordata; Amphibia; Anura; Dicroglossidae. Bases 264 to 1136 code for a protein of 290 amino acids. The record is from RefSeq and is a predicted model, not a curated record.